CCAGGGUUGAGCUUAUUCAGUCUGCAAGACGACCUAAUCCCAACGACGUGCUCCGGAUGUAUCCCUGUGCUGAAUCGUCGUGAAUCGUUUACAAUCUUCCGAGUCAGCGACAUGCGCGAAACCUUGAAGAGCGGCAGUAAUCCACGAAGAUGUCUACAGGAAUUGUUGUGUUUCUGUGCUUACUCGGGCUGAUCUGUACAAAAUGUUUUGAGUUUCCCGAUCAGAAGCGGAUAUCGGAGAGGAAAUGUGAUGAAUACCGGCAGUUAACGGUGAAAACGUCGGCCCUGCUUACGCUCUCCCUUCGGCCAACAAAGAUAAAAUUCGAUGACUACAAGUGCCCCAAUACGGUGGAUUUAAUUGUGGGCGGGGAACGAGCUCGAGUUGGGGAAUUCCCCCAUCAGGCUCUGCUUGGAUACCCCUCGGAUAAUAACAAGAUCGAAUUCAAGUGUGGUGGAUCUCUGAUCAGUAAUCGAUUCGUUCUAACGGCUGCCCAUUGCUUGAAAGGAAACGAUCUGCCGACCGUGGUGCGAUUGGCGGAGCUGGAUCUAAGUGUCGAAGACAAAGAUCAGGUGGACUUUGACGUGGAGAAAGUGAUCAAACAUCCGGAGUAUUCGUCAAGGCAAGCGUACAACGACAUCGCCCUGGUGAAGCUAGAUCAGGAUGUCUAUUUCACGAAAAUGUUGCGUCCAGCAUGUCUCUGGACCUCUUCAGAACUUAAUAUGACUCAGGCUAUAGCAACAGGGUUUGGACGUACAGAUUUUGGUGGCACUUCUUCGGACCAAAUGCUGAAAGUACAGCUGGACGUGUUCGAUGCUUCAGCAUGCGGUUACCUCAAUUCGAUGGCAACAAAGCGGAAGUUUCCUCGUGGUGUUAUCAGCAGCCAAAUUUGUGCCGGAAGUUUGCGGGACAAUAGGGAUACCUGCCAGGGAGAUUCCGGAGGCCCACUAGAGGUGGUAACCGAUCAGAAGGGGUGUACCUUUCACAUCAUUGGAAUCACUUCAACUGGAGCGGGUUGUGGAUCGGCGGUGCCGUCGAUUUAUACAAGAGUAUCUAGUUAUAUUGAUUGGAUCGAAAGUAUUGUUUGGGUAGGGGACGCCUGAGGGAUCAUUGACGAGUUUAGUUUUAAAUGGAUCAUUUUGAAAGUGAUUUGAUUUCAAAUUAAUGGUUUAUUCGAUAUUAAUUAAAAAAAUAAGGUAUAUUAAAACUCAA
Messenger RNA from Aedes aegypti (yellow fever mosquito), 1209 nucleotides. RefSeq names its product serine protease snake. The transcript is spliced from 4 exons. NCBI's taxonomy places the organism in Eukaryota, Metazoa, Arthropoda, Insecta, Diptera, Culicidae. Bases 150 to 1100 code for a protein of 316 amino acids. Gene Ontology annotation, molecular function: serine-type endopeptidase activity. The record is from RefSeq and is a predicted model, not a curated record. Gene Ontology annotation, biological process: proteolysis.